Castor canadensis (American beaver) is the source of this 1846-nucleotide messenger RNA. RefSeq names its product PDZ domain containing 1 (gene Pdzk1). Gene Ontology annotation, biological process: protein localization to plasma membrane. The record is from RefSeq and is a predicted model, not a curated record. Gene Ontology annotation, molecular function: signaling receptor binding; protein-membrane adaptor activity. Gene Ontology annotation, cellular component: apical plasma membrane. NCBI's taxonomy places the organism in Eukaryota, Metazoa, Chordata, Mammalia, Rodentia, Castoridae.
UGCAGUUAGAUUUUCUUUCUGGUGAAUUUAUCCAUUUGUUUUUCACUCCAGAAAUGGCCUCAGGCUUCAAUCCCCGAGAAUGCAGACUGUCCAAACAAGAUGGGCAAACCUAUGGCUUUUACUUGAGAAUUGAGAAGGAUACUGAUGGCCACCUGAUCCGGGUGAUUGAGAAGGGUAGCCCAGCAGAGAAGGCUGGUCUCCUGGAUGGUGACAGAGUUCUUAGGAUCAAUGGUGUCUUUGUUGAUAAGGAAGAGCACAUGCAGGUGGUGGAUCUGGUCAGAAAGAGUGGGAAUUCAGUGAGUUUACUAGUUCUAGAUGGGGAUUCUUAUGAGAAAGCCAUAAAAACACAGGUAGACUUGAAAGAGUUGGGUCAAAUCCAGAAGGAGUUGGAUUUGAAUGGUAAGAAAACUGACUCUGUGAUGAAUGGAGGAGUGGAGACUUGGACCCAGCCACGGAUCUGCUACCUAGUGAAGGAGGGAAACAGCUAUGGCUUCUCUCUGAAAACUGUCCAAGGUAAAAAGGGAGUGUACAUCACUGACAUAACACCUCAGGGUGUGGCUAUGAGAGCUGGUGUCUUGGCUGAUGAUCUCUUGGUUGAAGUGAAUGGAGAGAAUGUAGAGAAUGCCAGCCAUGAGGAAGUAGUUGAAAAGGUGAAGAAGUCAGGAAGCCACCUCACCUUCCUGCUUGUGGACAAAGAAACUGACAAGCGUCACAAUGAACAGAAGAUACAAUUCAAGAGGGAAACAGCCAGUUUGAAACUACUGCCCCACCAGCCCCGAGUGGUGGAAAUGACAAAGGGGAGCAAUGGCUAUGGUUUCUACCUUAGGGCAGGCCCAGAACAGAAAGGUCAAAUCAUCAAGGACAUAGAUUCUGGAAGUCCAGCAGAGGUGGCUGGCUUGAAGAAAAAUGACCUGCUAGUUGCUGUCAAUGGCGAGUCUGUGGAAACCCUCGAUCAUGACAGUGUGGUGGAAAUGAUUAGAAAGGGUGGAGAUCGGACUUCACUGUUGGUGGUAGACAAAGAGACGGAUAACGUAUAUAGACUGGCUCACUUUUCUCCAUUUCUCUACUACCAAAGUCAAGAACUGCCUAAUGGUUCUGUCAAGGAAGCUCCAGCUACUACUUGUGUUCCUCUGGAGCCCUCAAGUCCAGCUACUACAGAAGAAGUAGACCAUAAGCCUAAACUCUGCAGGCUGGUUAAAGGUGAAAGUGGCUACGGCUUUCACUUGAAUGCAAUUCGGGAUCUGCUAGGCUCAUUUGUCAAAGAGGUACAGAAGGGAGGCCCUGCUGAUGAGGCAGGACUACAGGAUGAGGAUAUCAUCAUUGAAGUGAAUGGAGAGAAUGUGCUGGAUGAAUCCUAUGAGAAGGUGGUGGACAGAAUCCAGAGCAGUGGGAACAAUGUCACACUCUUGGUCUGUGGAAAGGAGGCCUAUGACUACUUCCAAACUAAGAAAAUCCCCAUUACUUCCUCCAUGGCUGACCCACUGGAUGCCUGCCCUGAUUCCAAAGAAGAAACAUUGGCAGAGCAUGACUUGCAUAUGACAAAAGAACGAGCCCACAGUUCAGCCUCACAUUCUUCUUCCAAUUCUGAAGAUACACAGAUGUGAUAAGAAGGAAUAUAGCUCGGGCUGAUAGAAUUCCUAUUAAAUACUCAGAAACUGCUUUCUCAAGGAUUGAACUACCACCGAUUUACUGUCCUGUAUCUGUUAGAGAAGAACUCCUCCGGAAACUGCUCAUCACAUGUGCUGCCAUUUGUCCUAGGAGUGCUAUAACUUUGGAAGAUUGAAGGCAGGAGCCAUCUUCUAAGCUUCAACUUUAUAUUUGUUUAAUGAUACCAAAGGUGAUUCAU